CAAUCCGUUUCGACGAUAUAUAAAAAGUAGUUUCAUAUAAAUGUAAUUAAAAGUGAAUAAAAAAGUUGUGCUAUUCUUUGCCAUUAAUUUACAGUUUUGUUGUUUUGAUGGCAAACAAAAAGUUGCGAUAAGUCCGUGAAGUUAACAACAAAACUGUCGACAAAUUUCUAGACAAAUAGCUUUUAAUUUAAAACUAAAAAUUGAAUCAAAUUUCAUAAUAUAAGAAUUGAAUCGAAAUAUAAUGAAUAAAUUAUUUGCUUUACUUGUUAUCAUAGUUUUGGUCACUUGUUUGCCACAUAUUAAGGCCAAAAAAUCGGCGAAUGAGUGCAAAGGGGGCCGAGAAUUCUGGAGCUGCGAGUCGGCCACCAAAGAGUGUCAGCGAUUGUGUGAAAACAGACACUUUGUCAGAAGAGCAAAAUCCAAGGCCUGCAAUAAGUCCUGUCAUUUAUCAUGCGUUUGUAUCCCAGGAUUUCUUCGUGAGGGCGAGGAUGGAGAGUGUAUUCCGGAGACAGAGUGUCCUAACGCUUGAUUCACGGC
This is a messenger RNA of Medioppia subpectinata, 537 nucleotides long. The record is from the annotation of a GenBank genome assembly. NCBI's taxonomy places the organism in Eukaryota, Metazoa, Arthropoda, Arachnida, Sarcoptiformes, Oppiidae.